UUGGAUUUGCGUGGUGCACGGAUUAUAGGUGGUCAAUGCACAAAAUGAAGUCCAGGACACGUCCGCAGCGGGGCCCACCGCCAUGGCCAUGGCCGCUCUCGCGCGCCGCUCGCGCCUCCUGCUCCUCCCCCUCCUCUGUCGCGCCCUCCGCCCGAACCCUAAACCCCUCUCCUCCACCGCCGCUCCGACCACCGACCCACGAGAGGGCGACCUCCUCCCGUGGCGGCUCCUGCGGCUGCGCUCGCCGCGCGGGUCCGCCGUGGCCGCCGCCAUCGAGAGAUGGGCCCAGGAGCGCGGCCACGUCUCGCGGCCGGACCUCCGCCGCGCCGUCUCCCAGCUCCGGCGCGCGCGCCGCUACGACCACGCCCUCGAGAUUUUAUCAUGGAUGGAUUCACGAAAAGAUCUUAACCUAUCACCAUUGGAUCAUGCAGCAAGACUAGACUUGAUUGCGAAAGUGCAUGGUACCUGUCAUGCUGAAGAAUACUACAAGAAACUACGGAACGCUGCUUGUAGGGAAGCUGCAUCAUUCCCUCUCCUCCAUUGCUAUGUUGCUGAAAGAAAUGUUCAGAAAGCUGAGAGCUUUAUGGCUAGUCUGCAGAGCAUUGGGCUGCCUGUCGAUCCUCACUCGUUCAAUGAAAUGUUGAAGCUCUAUGUUGCAACAUGUCAGUUUGAGAAGGCACUUGCUGUAAUUGAUCUCAUGAAACGGAGCAACAUUCCCAGAAAUGUCCUCUCAUAUAACCUUUGGAUGAACGCAUGUUCUGUCUUGGGUGUUGCGUCAGUACAAUCAGUAUUCAAGGAGAUGGUUAAUGAUGGUACGGUUGAGGUUGGUUGGAGCACAUUCUGCACAUUGGCCAACAUCUUCAUUAAACAUGGACUAAAUAGUAAAGCCCUGGCCUGCCUUAGGACAGCCGAAACAAAAUUAUCACCAAGACAACGGUUAGGAUACUCUUUUGUAAUGACAUGUUAUGCGAGGCUGGAUGACAGCGACGGGGUUAUGAGACUGUGGGAGGCUAGUAAAAGUGUCCCUGGUAGAAUCCCUUCUGCAAACUACAUGAGCACUAUCAUAUGUUCGAUAAAGGUUGGCGACAUUGCCCAGGCUGAGUGGAUAUUUGGAAGCUGGGAAGCAGAGUGCGGGAGGAAAAAUGAUGUGCGGGUUUCGAAUGUUCUUCUAGGUGCUUAUGUGAGGAAUGGGUGGAUCGAAAAGGCUGAGAGGCUCCAUCUCCACAUGCUAGAGAAAGGUGCACACCCAAACUACAAAACAUGGGAGAUAUUGCUGGAGGGAUUUGUUCAGAGUAGGCAGAUGGACAAAGCUGUCAAUGCCAUUAAGAAAGCUUUAUCUUUGUCGAAGAGCUGCCAUUGGCGACCUCCACUUGAACUGGUGGAGGCCAUCGCAACAUUCUUUGAAGAGCAUGGCAAUGUGGACGAUGCAAAUAGAUACAUUAAGGUUCUUCAAAAGUUUAACCUGACAAGCUUGCCCCUGUACAAGUCUGUGCUUCGAGCAUACAUUAAAGCUGAUGCUGUGCCACCAAAUAUUUCGGAGAUGAUAGCCAGAGAUCAGAUAAUUAUGGACGAGGAAAUGGACCGCUUGAUCAUACGUGCCAACAAGCUAGAUAUCACAGGCAGCGGAUAAUCAUGAACGCAACAGCUUUUAGCCAAUCACAUGAUAAACAACAUUUUUCAGCUGACUAUCGUUGCCAGUUGCAGCUGCAAAAUGCAAAGUGGCACAAAUUUCCCUUUGUGGAAGAGUCUGAGAAGCUUGGGGGGCUUCAUAUUUUUGGCAAAGCUGAAUGCUGGUGAUGCACUGAUGUUGAUGUAUUCACUCCCUUUUAGAUUCACUGUUUUCAAUUAGUAUAGUUAUUUGUUGUCUUCAGUGCCUCCUCUGUAAUUCAAUGAAAUUCAUGGUUAAUAGCAGCUCAGAUACCCACGAUUGACAGUGCUAAGAACUGACUUGCUUGAAAA
Molecule: messenger RNA, 1959 nt
Organism: Brachypodium distachyon (stiff brome)
Lineage: Eukaryota; Viridiplantae; Streptophyta; Magnoliopsida; Poales; Poaceae
Product: pentatricopeptide repeat-containing protein At5g27460
Exons: 2
Coding region: 83-1630 (515 amino acids)
Cellular component (GO): mitochondrion
Molecular function (GO): protein binding
Source: RefSeq, a predicted model, not a curated record